AUGGCCUCCUCAGAGGUCGACCAGAAAUUCCUCGGCAGACUAGCGAGAGCCGUUGAGCCUAACAAUGUGCUCCUUUCGUCCAUGUUGUACAAGAUCCUCGGCCUGUCCAUCACCUUGGCAGAGCAGACAGUCAAGGCCCGAAAGCAACGCAAGUUAGACACGACAAGAGAGACACAGUCCUUGGAACUAUACUUCCACAUUAUCUGGCUCUCGCGUGAAGGCUUGAUCAUGCUAGAACAGUACGUUCUGCCGAUGGUUGGAGAUUACGUAGAGCUGAAGGUGCUCGCGUACAAGCUCCGAGCCUCAUUCUACCACAUUUUCGUCCUGUUUCACAACAAGCCUGCAGUAUCCGCGAUGGGCGUAAGCGACUCGACGGUCAUCCCUGACAUACCACCAAUACCGCGGCUCGACAAGGGAAAGGGCGUCGACCGAGGUGACAGCAUUCCGGAAACCGCGCGUUCAUCCUUACAACCCACGCAUCCCCUGGAGGGAGGUCCGGUGGGUCCGGUAGGUCCGGUAGGGCCGCCUCCGGGCUUUGGGCCGCAACCACCAGUACCUGCGGCAGCAUUCUUGCUUCCCUCGGCCGAUUACCGACUGACAGCUCACCAGUGCUUCAAGGACGCUGUAGAACUAGCCGAUGGUAUGCUCUGGGGCUCACAUUCCUUGCGACUAUCCGUCAGGACCGAGUAUGCAGCGUUCCUCUACGAGUGCCUACACGACCAGGAGGGUAGCCGAAAGUUGGCGAAGGAGACAAUCGCCGGCGUAUACGAUGCGUCGGAGGGCAUGGAUGACGACAUGUUCAACGACGCGUGCGAUCUAGUCACGGUUCUGGGCAAGAUGAUGAAGAGAGGGCUUGGAUCCAGCAAUACGUUACGAACCAGAGGGGCUAGCCCGGCGACGCAAGGAACAUCACAGGCAGACAGCGUCGCCACGGCCGUUCCGGCUGCAGGGAUGGAGAACCCAAUAUGA
Messenger RNA from Anthostomella pinea, 969 nucleotides. The record is from the annotation of a GenBank genome assembly. Lineage: Eukaryota; Fungi; Ascomycota; Sordariomycetes; Xylariales; Xylariaceae.